Cylicocyclus nassatus is the source of this 633-nucleotide messenger RNA. NCBI's taxonomy places the organism in Eukaryota, Metazoa, Nematoda, Chromadorea, Rhabditida, Strongylidae. The record is from the annotation of a GenBank genome assembly.
AUGCGGUCGCACAUGCUGAAACGUCUUUAUUGUUUCACAUUUAUUUUGCAGCUAGGGUUGCCUGAGAAUAUGACAGAGACAAAUACGACGCAAAAUGAAAUUAACAAAACCCUCACAAUGAAAUUUCUGGCAACAAACUUUAGCAGUGCCACAUUCAAUAUAGAGUCUUCGACAACAACUGCUGUGCCAAAAAUUCCUGUCUGGGAGGGGCUCCUCCUCUUAUCAUUCAUUUCCGCCUGUCUUAUUGCGGGAGGAUUUCUCUACGCUCUUUUGCUUUGGAUUAUUUCCAAAGUGUAUUAUUUCAAUGGCGAUGAAGAGCAAAGAGCUGCUGAUCCCGAAAAAGUGGAGGAUGCAGUGUACAAACCUCCUCCAACUAAAAAAGAAAACACUGACAGCAGCAAGCGAACGGCGCAGAAACGCUCAACAGAGAAACAAGAUCAUCUCUUGAGUCCAGAAGAUCCACAUGAGGAGAGCGAUAAGAAGAAAUCAGGCAGCGAAAAGCAACUCUCAACAAAACACUCUACAUCUGAUUUGCUUCUGAGUCCACCAACAACUCCAAAAUUUUUGUCUCAAAGCGAAAAAGGCAGCGACACUCAGCGAAGUGCAAAAUCAGGAACGGUUGGAUAUUCUUAG